Molecule: messenger RNA, 2536 nt
Organism: Dunckerocampus dactyliophorus (ringed pipefish)
Lineage: Eukaryota; Metazoa; Chordata; Actinopteri; Syngnathiformes; Syngnathidae
Product: homeobox protein aristaless-like 4
Exons: 5
Coding region: 367-1419 (350 amino acids)
Biological process (GO): regulation of transcription by RNA polymerase II
Molecular function (GO): RNA polymerase II transcription regulatory region sequence-specific DNA binding; DNA-binding transcription activator activity, RNA polymerase II-specific
Source: RefSeq, a predicted model, not a curated record
UGGGAAUUUUUACCACAGUGACUUUUUGUUUUUAAAACAAACAAGCAUUGCAGUUACUUCUGAGGGAAGUGGAUAUCACAUCCAUGGGCACUUUCCUCCUAAUAAGCGCCCUCAGUCGUCCACGUCACGAGCACUUGGCAGAGGUCUCCACCAAGGCGGGAGGUCAUCCUCAUCCUCAUCCCUUUGCGGACCUCUUUGUCAGACCUGAGGGGGUGUUUGCUCAAAGACAGAAAACUUCUGAAUGGUUUUAUAAGCAAAACCAGCUGCUGCGGGCCCAUGCGUGAUUGUGUGUGCUUGUGAGGAGGGGUGUGCAAAAGAGAGAGAGAGAAAGUUUUUCACUUUUGUUUUUUUUGUUUUUUGGAAGGCAUGGACGCGGAGACGUGCAGUCCAUACAGCGACAUGACCUCCAUGGACGCGUUUUACAGUCCUUCUGCAGCGCAAGGUCGGGACCAGCAGGCGGACCACUUGAGGACUGAGACCAAAUACAAAGGUCACACGUACGGAGGAGACAAGUCCCGGAGCCCCUUCCUGCAGGAGUGCCACUCGCUGGAUGCCGGACAGGCCGCCUUCAGCAAAUUCCACCUCUUCAUGCCCAGGUCCUCCUGCAGAACACCUCCAGAGGAAGGUGAGGAGCGACACAGCGCAGAGAUCGUCUCCUGCUAUGGUAAAGAGAGUUGCAAUCUGCCGGACUCGGACUUGACUCCACUCUCCGACCAUUUGACGAUGGACGCCAGCUACCAGGGUGUGAAGGCGGCCUCUGACAGGCCAACGGGCCCCGACUUAGCCAGCACCCAUGACAAGGGCGACGGCGGCGAGAGCAACAAGGGCAAGAAGAGGCGCAAUCGCACCACCUUCACCAGCUACCAGCUGGAAGAGCUGGAGAAGGUCUUUCAGAAGACGCACUAUCCCGACGUUUACGCCCGCGAGCAGCUGGCACUCAGGACCGACCUGACGGAAGCUCGCGUACAGGUGUGGUUCCAGAACCGGCGGGCCAAGUGGAGAAAGCGGGAGCGUUUCGGUCAGAUGCAGCAGGUUCGAACACACUUCUCCACAGCGUACGAGCUGCCGCUGCUGACACGCCCUGAGAGUUACGCACAAAUACAGAACCCGUCCUGGAUCAGCGGCAGCAGUGCGGCAUCACCUGUGCCGGGUUGCGUGGUGUCCUGUGACACGGUGACCCCCUGCAUGACCCCUCACCCGCACUCCGCUGGCGGGGUGUCUGAUUUCCUGGGUGUUCCCAGCCCCGGGGCUCACAUGGGCCAGGCCCACAUGGGCGGCCUGUUUGGGGGAUCUCCCGGCAUGGCUACGGGCCUCAACACGUACGAUCUCAACAUGGACCCGGACCGCAAGUCCUCCAGUAUCGCCUCUCUGCGCAUGAAGGCCAAAGAGCACAGUGCGGCCAUAUCUUGGGCCACAUGAUGUGUGUGUGGAUUCCUGCUGAAGGUGUGUGUGUGUGUGUGUGUGUGUGUGUGUGUGUGUUGAAGGCAUUCAAAUCUAACACUGCUACCUUCAUUCAACAUGCAUAUAUGCAAAUGAGCAAGCCCUUUGGGAAGACAGGACUCAUUUCAAGUAUUUUUACCCGAGUGUGGAUUUGAGAGAGCACCUACUUCCUGGGAGUCUCCGUUCUGCCCUUGGCGCUGCAAUCUUUAGCAUCAGCAGCGUCAGGAAGUGAAGUACCUGCAGGAAGAACAACAAGAAAAGAUUCAACACGAGGAUACGUAACGUGACGGCCGUGUUGGAGAGUGUUUCAUUCUUCUACUUGCUCUAACAGGGAUGGAAGCUUCAGCAGCCAAGUCGGAACACAAACACCCUGCUAUUCAUCACAUGUCUAACACGCUUCAUAACAAUACCGGGUGAUGUUGGCGCAGGCGGGGGUGUCCAAAGUGCCUUUUUGUUGUGCACGGUGCAGCGGAUCCCUGCAUAUUCCUCACUCAGCAGUCACAACCCCACAAAUUUGCGGAUUUUGGAUCAAAACCAGUUUUAUUUGUGGGAAAAGGCACCCUUUAAUGCAGGGGCGUCCAAAGUGCGGACCGUGGGCCAUCGGCGGCCAUCAGCACUUUCUAAAAAUAGAAUUUAACUAGAAAACUUAAAAAAAAAAAAAAAAAACAGCAAAAAAGAAGAAGAUCUGCAGUAAUUUUACAAGAAUUGAGAAGUCAAAAUAUUAAGAGAAAAAAACUGGAACUUUACAAGAAUGUCGUAACAUGACGGGGAAAAAUAACGUAAAAAACAAAGAAAACAAAUAAAGUUGUAAUUUUUUAUGAAAAUUAGGUGGCAGAAAAAGUUAUAUUAUGGGAACAAAGUCCUAAUUAUGAGAAGAAAAUGUACAUGAAUAAAGUACAGAUAGUUGGAAAAAAAAGAAAACAUUGAGAAAAAAAAAGACAUUUUCUUUGUUUUAAUUUGGGAAUAAAGCCGUAUUCUAACCAGAAAAAAGUUGCAAUUUUACGAGAAUACACUUGUAAUAUUAUGAUGAGAAAUAAGGCCAUUUUAGUAGCAUAUAUAUAUAUAUAUAUAUAUAUAUAUAUAUAUAUAUAUAUAU